AUGCACGCGGGAUUCCUGGGGUUCUCCGCCCUGCUGCUGGCGGCCGAGCAAAGCGCGCGUAUCUGCACCAUGGUGUAUUAUUUCAUCACUGGACAGCUUCUUUGGGGGUGGCUGGCCUUCUCUGUCCUGCUGCCAGGGUUCUUGGUCCAGGGCCUGAGUUAUGUAUGGUUUCGAGCAGAUGGACAUCAAGGUCAUUGCUGUUUGGUGAUUCUGCACUUCCUACAGCUUGGUGUUUGGAAACGGCACUGGGACGCUGUGUUAGCUGCACUGUCUAAGGAGUGGGAUGCCCCCCGCCUGGGCCAGCUGCUGCUGCAGGAGGCUGACCUGUCGGCCCUCCGGCUCUUGGAAGCCCUGCUUCAGACCGGACCCCACCUGCUGCUUCAAACACAUGCUUUUCUUGCCUCUGACUUCACAGAUGUUGUGCCAGGGGUGAGUGCCUUGUUUUCCUGGUCCUCGCUGUCCUGGGCUCUGGUGUCAUAUGCUCGUUUCAUGGGCUUCAUGAAGCCGGGUCACCUCUCUAUGCCAUGGGCUGCCCUCUUCUGCCAACAACUCUGGAGAAUGGGCAUGUUGGGAACUCGCAUUCUGAGUCUGGUUCUGUUUUACAGAGCUUACCAUGUUUGGGUUUUGGUAGUUGGAGGUGCCCACUGGUUAGUGAUGACGUUCUGGCUUGUGGCACAGCAGAGUGACAUCAUCGACAGUACCUGCCACUGGAGACUGUUCAACCUACUCGUCGGGGCUGUGUACAUCUUCUGCUACCUUAACUUCUGGGACAGCCCUUCCAGAAAUAGGAUGGUCACGUUCUAUAUGAUAAUGUUGAUGGAGAACAUCAUCCUUUUGCUGUUGGCCACUUAUUUCCUCCAGGAGGCAUCAUGGAGCAGCCUGUGGAUGAUAGCAGGUGUCAUGUCUGGAUUUCUGAUUGGCAGUGUCUCCCUGGUAAUUUAUUACAGCCUGCUACAUCCAAAGUCCACAGACAUCUGGCAGGGCUUCAUAAGGAAGUCCUGUGGCAUUGCAGGUGGUGAUAAAACAGAGAGUGAAUCUUCUCUCAGGGCUGCAGCCCCAGCUGGGGAGAGGUUGGAGAGCCCAGACUUGUGCCAGGGGGAAGGCUCUGAGUUGACAUGCCUGGGGACAUCCCCCAGCCUACAGUGGGGCCCUUCAGAAGCUGGUCUGGGAAGUCAGGUUGUUGAAGAGGACUCUUCCCUAGGACACCACCACUGGCUGUUGGUGAAACUUGCCUUAAAAACUGGAAAUGUGUCAAAGAUCAAUGCAGCUUUUGGAGGUGACAGUACUGGCUGUUUUUACCCCACUGCAUGGCAAUUGAGUCAACACUAUACUCAACAAAGAAAGCCUUUCUUUUGCCAGCAAGAGUUCCCAUCAUCACUGCAGGAAACCCAAACCUCAGAGAAAGUCUUUGAGGUUGAACAUGUCCCCAAAGCGGAGGCUGAGCCUUUGGAAACCUCAAGUUACAUCUCUUUUGCCAGUGAUAAUCAGAAUAGUGCACCUACCCAAAACUUGUCAACUACACAGGAAGGAGCUGUGGUUUUGCUGUGUGAAGCCAUAGCCCCUGGAGCCCAGGGAAGGUGUAUGAGUGGGCAGUCAAGAGGAGGGGAGGGACAGGAGGGCUCCACACUAUACUUCAGCGCCAUCAUAGAAGGGCCCACAUCCUUACACCAAGAAGGCAAGGUGUCUCCACCGAUGUCCCACUCUGGAAGGUGGUUGGGGAAAAGCAACCCUGCCCAGCCUGCCUCACCAUAUCCAGUGGCUAAACCCUUUCCUGCUACUAUGGCUAAUAUUAGCCCCAUCUUGGGCACAGGCAAAAGCUUCUGCCCCAGUACAGGCUUCCCUGGAGAGACCCCAGGUAGCUCAGAGUGUGGGGAGCAGCAGGAACUCUCGAAGGACCUACAUCAUGUUGCAGUAGGCAUGGGAAUGUCAUUACCAAAGACUGGACUAAAGCCAGGGGAUAAGCCCUGUCUCACAUCGACCCCUAAGUCUGAAUCCAUCCAAAGGGACUGUAGCUGGCAGGAAAGACAGAAGCAGGAGAGUUUUUUCAUCUGA
Molecule: messenger RNA, 2052 nt
Organism: Orycteropus afer afer
Lineage: Eukaryota; Metazoa; Chordata; Mammalia; Tubulidentata; Orycteropodidae
Gene: XKR5
Product: XK related 5
Exons: 7
Coding region: 1-2052 (683 amino acids)
Biological process (GO): engulfment of apoptotic cell; phosphatidylserine exposure on apoptotic cell surface; apoptotic process involved in development
Cellular component (GO): plasma membrane
Source: RefSeq, a predicted model, not a curated record